AUGUGGUUGUCCCACCCGGGUUUUAUGGAGCUAGUUAAGAAUUGGUGGAAUGGUAGUGCCCCAAGGGCCAAUUGGGAGGGUAUGAAAUUUCAUUGGAAAUUGAAGGAUCUGAAAGCAAAGUUCAAGGAAUGGAAUAUCCUCCACUUUGGUAGAAUUGAGGAAAGGAAACAGGAUGUGAUAAAUCAAAUUGAGGAGUUGGAUGCAAAGGAAAAUGAAGGCACAUUUGAUAUGCUGCUGAAUAGAUGGAUGGAAGUGGCAAAUUCUGUUCCGUUUUCAUCAGUUGCCUCUCCUUUGUGGUCCCCACCAGGCCUAGGGUGCAUAAAAAUGAACUUUGAUGGCAGCAGUGAAGGUAAUCCUGGGCCCUCGGGUGUUGGUGGGGUGUUUAGAGAUGAGAAUGGAAAGGUGAUUGCAUUGUUUUCAGGCCCCAUUGGGAAUGGUGACUCUCUUAGAGCUGAGAUAUGUGCCUUAAUGGAAGGUUUAAGAUAG
This is a messenger RNA of Nelumbo nucifera (sacred lotus), 486 nucleotides long. The record is from RefSeq and is a predicted model, not a curated record. NCBI's taxonomy places the organism in Eukaryota, Viridiplantae, Streptophyta, Magnoliopsida, Proteales, Nelumbonaceae.